Messenger RNA from Clonostachys rhizophaga, 441 nucleotides. NCBI's taxonomy places the organism in Eukaryota, Fungi, Ascomycota, Sordariomycetes, Hypocreales, Bionectriaceae. The record is from the annotation of a GenBank genome assembly.
AUGCGUUCCACGUUGUUUCAUCGCUCUGGCUAUGCAUAUAUGGAUUUCCUCCGACUUAUCUCGUACAUCUUCUCCUUUAUCGGGCUUGGCCUGAUUCUUCCAGUAUACUAUCGGGAGCAAAACAUCCUGGUCUUCGAGAUGACCGUCGUAGUUUGUAAGUGUCUCAUCACGUUGGGCCCCGUUGUGGUGGAAUACUACAGUCCAACGUACGCGCAAACCCUGCACUACCGUGCGGUUGCCAUUCUUGCCCUUUCGUGGUGCCUCCUGAUCACUGUCGUAUUCGGGAUUCUCAACGACAUUGUUACGUGUUUCGUUGGGCAGUUCCGACCCAUUGACUCUGCGAACGGCUUCGUGGCACCGAGAGAGAUCAAAUGGUUAUAUACGUUUGGUUAUUGGCUUAAUGUCAUCGCUGUGCUCGGCCACGCAAUUCAAGACGUGUGA